Molecule: messenger RNA, 1764 nt
Organism: Lactuca sativa (garden lettuce)
Lineage: Eukaryota; Viridiplantae; Streptophyta; Magnoliopsida; Asterales; Asteraceae
Product: transcription factor DIVARICATA
Molecular function (GO): DNA binding
Source: RefSeq, a predicted model, not a curated record
AAAUUGAAGUGCCACAGCACCAUCUCCUCCAAUCAUCAUCCACCACCUUCUCCUUUUCUUUCUCUCUCUCGUUUGGUAUUCCUGCUUUUCCCUUCUCAAAUUCAUCAUCUUUUUUCUGUUUUCCCUAAAGAAAAGGGCAGAAAUCGUCCUCAAGUAACCCUUUUUCUCCUUCACAUAACCCAAAGAUCCAAGAAUUCAACACAUAAUCUUUCCUAUUUUGGAGAGAGAAGGGGUUUUAACUUUUUUUUUUGUGUAUUUUCUUUACCAUUUCAAGCUUUUAAGGAAACCCCCUUUGCAUACACAACACUCUGUCUUCUCAUUUUUUAACUACCAACUGCCUUUUUCCCCUUUCCUAAACGAUAUGUCAAGAACUUCCCUGUUUUCCAAUUUUAGAAAUCAUCCCCCAAUUUCUGUUAUCAGUUCAGACUUCAGAUCAUGUUCAAUGUUUCUAGGGUUUUCUUGAUGUUUAUCAAUCUAAUUUCGGGAAUAUAUUGUGGUUAAGUUUCAAAAAGGUGUGUCUUUUAAAGAUUCCUCAGGUGGUUGGGUGGUUGCCCAUAGCAAACAGAAAAAAAAAAAAAAACUAUUCUGAUUCCUUUAAAAUGCGUCUUGAUUUUUAACCUUCUGUUACAUAACCUUCCUACAUUUGCUCCCCUGUUUUUUCUCUACUCCUAGUUUUCUAAUAUAAACUUCUAAAAAUCCGAUCUUGAUUGUUUGGGGUGCUUUAAUUAAGCUUCAAUGAAGUGGGAAACAGAUAUCCUUUCGAAUUCGUCAAGCUGGAUGAUGGAAGAUAGCUUAAAGAGCAGAAUAUGGACUCCUCUUGAGAACAAAUUGUUCGAGAAUGCGCUUGCAAAGUUUGAUAAAGACACCCCUGAUCGGUGGCAGAGGGUGGCGGAGAUGGUCCCGGGGAAGACGGUGGUGGAUGUGAUGCGACAGUAUAAGGAAUUGGAAGAUGACGUGAGCAGUAUUGAAGCAGGGCUAUAUCCCAAGUAUGGGUAUAAUAAUAACACUUGUCCUUUUACUUUAGAAUGGGGGAAUAAUCAUGGUUUGAAUACGUCCAGGUCUCCGCCGUAUGGCGGCGGAGGAAAGAGGUCUCCGGUGGAUGUGAUCGCUGCCGGUCGCCCUGUUGAACAAGAAAGGAAAAAGGGAGUUCCGUGGACAGAAGAAGAGCACAAAUUGUUUCUAUUGGGGCUAAAGAAGUAUGGAAAAGGAGAUUGGAGAAAUAUAUCAAGAAACUACGUUGUGACAAGAACACCAACGCAAGUUGCAAGCCAUGCUCAGAAGUAUUUCAUCCGGCAGCUUUCCGGUGGGAAAGAUAAGAGAAGAGCAAGUAUUCAUGAUAUAACAACAGUGAACGUUAAUGAAAAUCAAAACUCCUUGCCAAAAAAUAAAAGAACAUCACCGGAGCAAUGUAAGUUUCAGUGGAGCCACCCCGGUGGUGGUGGUGGUGAUGCAGCCAUGGCAUUCGACCAAACAAAUGGGAGCAUGUUUAUGUCUCCGAGAUACAAAGGUAAUGGUGGUUUACAUGAAUUUUAUGGUGGAUCUCAGAGCAUGGUUUUUCAGAUGCAACCUGCGAUGCAUUACCCUCAUGGAUGAGCCAACAUUUUCGUUUGAUAACAUAUGUAGUGAUAAUUGAAAAUGAUUGUUUCUCUUUUUUGCUUGAUUUAAGUAGUUUGUUACUUUGUUUAUAUGUUUUCUUUUUUGAGUUUUUUUGAUCACUCUCUUGUUGUGUUAUAUCUAUAAUGUGAAUAUUGUAGUUUUUUAGCA